AUGCCACCGUUUCUGAAUGGAAAUGGCCUUACCAAUGGCCACGGAGGCAAUGAUGAAGAUCCCAUUGCCAUCGUUGGUAUGGCAUGUAGAUUCCCCCAAGAUGCAGACAAUGCAGAGAAAUUCUGGGACUUUUUGAUCAAUGGCCGGUCAGCCAUGACGACGUUUCCUAAAGAAAAGUUCGAGUUUGAAGGACACUAUCAUCCUGACCCUGGUCAUGCGAGUACUAUGAAUGCCAAGGGUGGUCACUUCUUGAAGGAAAAGUCUGCCACGUUCGACGCUCCGUUUUUCAGUAUAACCAAGAAUGAAGCCAUAUCAAUGGACCCUCAGCAACGGCUUGUAAUGGAGAAUGUCUACCACGCGAUUGAGAAUGCCGGGAUACCCAUGGAGAAAAUGCUGUCCUCCAAAACUUCUGUUUUCCUUGGCGCUUUCACAAACGAUUACCUGGGAAUCGUCAAUUCGGACCCAGAUGCGCUCCUCAAAUACAAGCCGAUUGGGACAGCAAACUCCAUUUUGGCCAAUCGUGUCAGUUGGUUCUUUGAUCUGAAAGGGUCGAGCCUUAUGCUUGAUACAGCAUGCUCUAGCAGCUUGGUAGCUUUACACUUAGCGUGUCAGAAUCUGAAGAAUAAAGAAUCGGAAAUGGCAAUUGUCAGUGGCGUGAACGUCAUUGAAAGUCCUGAAACAAUGUACGGCAUGAGCAAAAUUGGUUUCUUAUCUCCCGAUGGCAUCUGUUAUAGUUUUGACCACCGCGCAAAUGGCUAUUCGCGAGGCGAGGGAGUUGGAACUAUCCUUAUAAAACGUUUGAGUGCGGCGAUUCGGGAUGGUGAUACGGUCCGUGCUGUUAUUCGGGCGACUGGUAGCAACCACGAUGGACGGACCCCAGGAAUCACGCUGCCGAGCAAGACCGCACAAGAAGCCCUUAUUCGCGACACUUAUGCAUCAGUCGGGCUGAACACCAAGUCUACAAAUUACAUUGAGGCACAUGGAACAGGAACAGCUGCGGGCGACCCAAUUGAGGCGGGAGCUAUAGCAGCUGCUUUCAGUGACAGACCCUCGCAGGACCCAUUACUGAUUGGUGCACUUAAAUCCAAUGUAGGACAUCUGGAGGCCGCGUCUGGGGUCGCAGGUUUGAUCAAGACAGUCAUGAUCCUCGAACGAGGCUUGGUACCACCAAACAUCAAUUUCGAAAAGGUCAACCCCAAGAUCCCCAUGAAGCGAUGGAACAUUGAUUUCCCGCUCAAGCCAACCCCAUGGACUGCCUCUGGGGUUCGAAGAGCAUCGGUCAAUUCAUUUGGCUUUGGCGGUGCAAAUGCACACGUGGUUUUGGAUGAUGCCUACAGCUAUCUUCAAGAGCAAGGGCUAAGGGGCAUCCAUCUCACAAAGUCGAUAUCCUCUAUAACAGCAAACGGUAACAAUGGAGCGCCUCAUUUGGAGAAGUCAACGAGCAAGAUUUUUGCCUGGUCUGCCUUUGACGAGGCCGGAAUCAAGCGUCAAGUUGACAGCUAUCAUUCUUUUCUCUCGACAGUCAAGUCCGACGAUGAACCAGGCUUCCUAGAUGACCUGGCAUACACCUUGUCUGACCGACGCACAUUGUUUCCAUGGCGCUCUUUUGCCGUAGCAGAAUCUUUGGUAGAACUGGUCGAAAAGCUUGCACAGGAUCACGGUGUCUCCAAGCCUAUUCGCUCAAAGGCUCCCCCAAAGCUUGGUUUCAUUUUCACUGGCCAGGGCGCUCAAUGGUAUGCUAUGGGACGGGAGCUACUGGUCUAUCCUGCUUUUAGCAAAAGCUUCGAGGAUGCAGCAGCAUAUAUCAAGUCAAUUGGCAGUGACUGGAACAUAGUGGAUGAGCUUUUGAGAGAUCGUGAGUCGUCAAACAUUGGUCAUCCCGUCCUUAGCCAAACCCUGUGCACUGUGCUACAGGUAGCUUUGGUCGAUCUACUUGCUUCUUGGAGUAUCUCACCCACGCGAGUUGUCGGGCACUCAUCCGGUGAGAUUGCUGCAGCUUAUGCUGCUGGCGCUUUUGGCCGCGAAGCUGCUUGGAAGAUAGCAUAUUAUCGCGGUCUCGUCUCGGCUAGCCUGAUGGACCAGAAAGGAGCAAUGAUAGCGGUUGGCCUCUCAACUGCCGACGCUCAGUCGUACCUGAACAAGGUGCAUGAUAAACUCAGUGGAGAGCUGACGAUCGCUUGCUUCAACAGCCCGAAGAGCUUAACAAUCUCCGGUGACGAGGCAAAAGUGGACGCGCUGAAAUCUCUCCUAGAUGAGAACCGCGUCUUUGCCAGAAAGCUUAAUGUCAAGAAUGCUUAUCACUCCAGCCAUAUGCGAGCCGUUGCUGAUGAGUAUCUCAACCUUAUGGGAGAUUUGGGUGCACCUAGGGCAAGCCAAGGAACUAAAUCGCAGAGCCAAGAUACUUCCAUGUUCUCUUCGGUCACUGGAGAGCUUGUAACUAUCGACGCCUUGAACAAACCCCAAUAUUGGGUGGAUAAUAUGGUGUCUCCCGUUAAGUUCACGCAGGCGCUAACAUCCCUUUGCUCCACCGCGCCGACUAAAACGAGGGCGCGAAUGGGCAUAAGCAGUGGAAGUCCGGUGCAGCAUCUUAUAGAAGUUGGGCCACAUCCUGCACUCCAGAGCGCAACAAAGGAUACCCUCUCAGUGGAUCCAAGCCUUGGUAGUCUCGAUUAUUCCUACCUACUCUCACGAAGCAAUACUGCUCUCACAUCUAUUUUGCAGACUGUUGGAACGCUUUUCUGCCAAGGUUAUCCUGUGGAUCUACACGCUGUCAAUCAUAAAUCCCUCACCGCCGAGGAAGUUGACAGUAUACCUUCAAGAUUACUUGUCAACCUUCCGCCUUAUAGCUUUAAUCAUUCACAAGAUUAUUGGCCGGAGAGUCGGUUGAGCAAACGCUUCCGUCAGCGGAAAUACCCUCGACAUGAUAUUUUGGGUGCUCCCGUGUCCGACUGGAAUCCGGAAGAACCAAGGUGGCGACAGAUAAUUAGGAUCUCGGAGAACCCCUGGUUGAAGGAUCAUAGAGUCACCGGCAGUAUUGUUUUUCCUGGUGUCGGAUACCUUGUGAUGGCCAUUGAAGCUUCAAAGCAGAUUGCCGACCCUGAGCAACGCAUCGCCGGGUAUCGACUUCGCGAUGUGUCAAUCAAGGCUGCUCUUGUCAUACCAGAUGUCGAUGAAGGUGUUGACACCGUCCUCUCAAUGCAUCGAGUGACCGAAACAGCUCGCGCAAGCUCAGCGGCAUGGUGGGAAUUUAGAAUCUCUUCAUAUGGAGCAAGCAACGACAGCUGGCUGGAGCACUGCCGCGGCGUUGUCGGCAUCGAGUAUGAGUCGACUCCGGGCCCUCUUAAUAGCGGCCUGGAGGUGGCAUCACACGCUCAGGAAUUUGAAGAAAUGCUAGAUCGGGUCUACAGCAUAUGUGAAUCUCGUCUUGAUUCUUCUCAUCUUUACUCGGACUUGGAGACUAUUGGUAUUUCAUUCGGACCGACUUUCCGAAAUCUCGAAUCUGUCAAGCACGGAAAGGGCAAUGGCGACUCCACUGGUACUGUGACUGUACCGAACUUGAAGGCGGCGAUGCCAAAGGGCCAUAUCCAUCCCCAUGUAAUUCAUCCCGCUGUUAUGGACAGUAUGCUGCAUCUUUUCCUUGCCGCGGUUUUAGAUUCGAAUGGUGGAAAAAAGAUUCUCGAACCACUUGUUCCUGUCUUUAUCAAAGAUGUCUGGGUAGAUGGGAACAUCAGCAGUGAACCUGGGCAUAUUUACCGAUGCCAUGGUUGGGCAGGAAAGAUUUCUGCGACCCAGUACAACUCGGAGAUAACGGUAUGGGAGGGUGACACGAAAGCCCCGAGAAUGACUGUACGAGGAAUGCAGGUGGUUCCUCUGCAGUCAACGACAACAAAUUCUGCCACGGAGAGACAACUUUGUUACAAUAUCGACUGGAGGCCAGAUGUUGAUCUCAUGUCAAAGGAGCGUGGAGAAGCCUAUUUUGGAAAGACCCUUUCGGAGCUGGCCCUUCAAGAUUCCCUGAUUCUUCAGCUUUCUCAAGACUUGCAACUAGCAAACAUAGUCUACAUCCUCGAUGCUACCAAAGAGCUUGAAGGCAUAGAUGAAACAACGCUAGGCCCCCAUCACAAGAAAUAUCUGGCUUGGCUCCGACUUCAGUCGGAUAACUACGCCAAGGGUCUAAUAUUUCAUCAGCGGCCCGAAUGGGAUUUGGUCGUUAAUGACGAGGAACUUAAAGAAAAGUUCCUCAAAAAGGUGGAAAAGUCUGGCGCCGAUGGGCAACUGGCCUACAGAAUGGGGCCGCAAAUUGCGCCCAUACUUCGUCAUGAAGCAGACGCUUUGCAGCUCAUGUUUGGAGAUGACCUCCUUGAUAUCUAUUAUCGUGAACUCAUUGGCACCAAGAGUAUUCACAAGCUCCUCGCAGCUUAUGCUGACAACAUUGGACACAAACGUGUGGACCUGGCUGUGCUCGAAAUCGGCGCCGGCACAGGUGGCUCGACACUUCCAAUCCUCGAGACGCUUUGCCCUAGGAGUGCAGAUAGCUCGGCGUCAGGGUCGUCGAAGCUAGCCAGUUAUACAUACACUGAUAUAUCCGCUGGCUUUUUUGAAAAGGCCAAGGCAAAAUUCAAGCCCUGGACGAAUCUCAUGCAUUUCAAGACUUUGAACAUUGAAAAGGAUCCGGCCAAACAAGGAUUUGAAGCCGGCUCGUUUGACAUUAUUCUCGCAGCAAAUGUCCUCCACGCCACACAAGAUCUUCGUCAUACGCUUAGAAACGCCCGGUAUCUGUUGAAGCCAGGUGGGAAACUCCUGUUGCAUGAGGGAACGCAACGACACGUGCUCUCCCUGCCAAUGUCAUUUGGUCUCUUGCCCGGAUGGUGGCUCAGCGCUGAGGAGAAUCGAAAGUGGGGCCCGUUGAUGAGCGAAGUCGAAUGGAGCGACUUCCUCGCCGAUACUGGCUUCAGUGGAAUGGAUCUGGCACUGAAAGAUAAUGUCGAUGACCGAAUCCAUUCACAGAGCUUAAUGGUAUCAACUGCCGUUGAUCCUGACCGAGCUAGAGUUGCUCCUCUCGAAGUCAUAAUAAUUGCUAGCGAAAAGCAGAGAGCUGGGCAAGUUGUGCCACUUUUGGCGUCAUCACUUGCCGGGCUCGGACUGCGUGAGAUCCAGAUUGCAACACCUCAGGAGGUUGCAAGUAUGGAGUUAAAGCAGUCUGUCUGCAUAGCUCUGAUGGAGCUUGACAAGCCUUUCCUUACAAACAUUUCGAAGACCGAUUACGACUCCCUUCGUCACCUUCUGACGCAGUGUGCAGGCUUGCUUUGGGUCACUGCCGAUCAUACCUUGAACCCGGAGCUUUCCAUGAUAUCUGGUCUUGUACGGACAGUCCGUUGGGAAAGAGAUUUGGAUGACUCGAAUCUUGUAACACUAGCCAUUCAAGAUUCGUCACUCACCGAAAUUGACCUAUCUUCCGCUAUUAUGGACAUCUACAAGGUCCAAUUCUGGGACAAAGCGGACCAGAGACAUGGGGAAUAUAGCUACAGGGACGGUCUAGUUUAUAUUAACCGUCUCACUAACGCGCAGGAUGUCAAUGGCUUCUUAGCUUCCAAGUCUAGCGCUCCAGCACCGCAACCCCAGCCCUUUGGCGCUGAUUCGGACCGUGCAUUGAAGCUUCGAACUGAUGCCCCGGGAAUCUUGAACCGGCUGCACUUUGCAGAUGAUCCGGAUUGGCACUUACCGCUACCGGAUGACGAGAUUGAGGUGGAAGUCAAGGCCUCUGGUCUCACCUUCCGAGAUGUUGUCGUGGCUAUGGGAGAGGUGCCCAGCUCAACAUUUGGCGAAGAAGGAGCAGGAAUAGUCACCCGAGUUGGUGCAAAUAUUAGCGACAUACAACCAGGUGACCGGGUCGUGUUUGUUAGUAGCGGCAAGGGAAGCUUGCAGACAUUUGCAAGAGUCAAAUCCUAUUUGACUGCGAAAAUCCCACUGGAGAUGUCCUUUGAGGUUGCCAGUGGAAUACCUUGCAACUAUAUGACUGCCUACUACUGUUUGGUUGACGCUGCUCGGCUGCGAAAGGGCGAAUCCAUUCUCAUUCAUGCAGCUGCAGGAGGCACCGGACAAGCCGCCAUCAUGUUUGCACAAAAUGUUGGCGCCGAAAUCUUUGCUACUGUAUCGACGCAGGAGAAGAAAGACCUAUUGACUCAGACAUAUGGCAUUCCGGAAGACCAUAUCUUCUCGAGCCGAGACUUGACGUUUGCACAAGGAGUCAUGAGAUUGACAAAGGGACGCGGAGUCAAUGUCAUCCUGAAUUCCCUGGCUGGUGAAGCUCUUCGCAAGUCGUGGGACUGCAUUGCUCCAUUUGGCCGCUUCAUCGAAAUUGGUAAAAAGGAUAUUUAUGCCAAUGGGAAGCUCGACAUGUGGCCAUUCUCGAAGAGCGUCACCUUCGCAGCUUGUGACCUUGCGACUGUGGUACAACUCGAUCCCGAGACAUCUUUGCGGCUGCUCAAAGACUGCGUCCGAUUCUUCGCAGAGGGAACGUUGAAAACGUCAACACCAUAUACCGUAUUGGACUAUUCACAGAUUGAAGAUGCUUUCCGCCAGAUGCAGUCGGGUAAGAGUAUCGGAAAGAUUGUCUUGGUUCCGCAUAAGGACGAUAUAGUUCCGGUCGUUCCAAAAUCACUCUCUGCCUAUCGUUUCGGCGAAGAUGCUUCGUAUAUUCUGGCAGGAGGUCUCGGAGGUCUGGGCCGCAGCAUCGCACAAUGGAUGGUCUCUCGCGGAGCACGGAACUUGGUCUUCCUCAAUCGCACAGAGCCUCCGGACAAUGUCAAGGAGUUUCUGCAGGACAUUAAUUCUAAAGGGUGCAAAACACUCGUGUGCGUAUGCGAUGUUAGCAACAAAGACUCCCUAUUGGGCGUCAUUGAGAAAUGCAACGCCGAGAUGCCUCCGAUUAAAGGAUGCAUCCAAGGCGCGAUGCAGCUUAAGGACUCUGCAUUCGAAAAUAUGACCUACGAUGACUUUAAUGCCGCCCUCGCGCCCAAAGUUCAAGGGUCGUGGAAUCUCCACACCCUCUUGCCAAAGGACAUGGACUUUAUGAUCUUCCUAUCCUCUAUUUCUGGCAUUGCCGGCAACCGUGGCCAAGGCAAUUACGCCGCCGGUAAUACGUACCAGGACGCCCUUGCACAUUACCGCGUCUCACAGGGUCUCCCCGGCACUGCGCUUGAUCUUGGAAACAUUCUCUCCGUUGGCUUCCUCGCCGAGCACAAGAAGGUCGUGAGCUCGAAUCCCAUUUUUGCGCUGAUUCGCGACGGUAUCCGCGAGGACGAAUUCCUCUCCAUCAUUGAAUACCACGUCGAUCAGCGAAACGCCGACGAAUCCGAUCUCCGGUGCCAGGUCGCCUUUGGGCUCAACACCAGCGCCGCCUUGAAACGCAAAGGUGUGCCCGAACCGACAUUCAUGAGUAAUCCCCUCUUUGCCCAAUUACAUUCCGUCGCCGAGACCGGCGGCGACGACUCCGGGGACUACUCGUACCAGGCAAUUCAGGAACUCCUUCGCUCCGCCAACACUGUUGAUGAAGCCACGAAUGCAGUCCAAGAGAGCAUCGUCCGCCGUCUCUCAAAUACGAUGUCGAUCCCUACGGACGACGUCGAUCCGUCAAAGCCCAUUCAUCAUUAUGGCGUAGACUCCCUCGUCGCCAUGGAGUUUAGGAAUUGGUUCGCAAAGGAUAUGGCUGCCGAUGUGGCAGUCUUGGAUAUCAUGGGUUUCGGAAGCAUUAGUACCUUGAGCCGAAAGAUUGUUAGCGUUAGUAAAGUCGUGAAGCUUGCUGCUUUGGGUGAGGUCAAGUAG
Molecule: messenger RNA, 7824 nt
Organism: Xylona heveae TC161
Lineage: Eukaryota; Fungi; Ascomycota; Xylonomycetes; Xylonales; Xylonaceae
Exons: 8
Coding region: 1-7824 (2607 amino acids)
Biological process (GO): fatty acid biosynthetic process; secondary metabolite biosynthetic process
Molecular function (GO): oxidoreductase activity; fatty acid synthase activity; 3-oxoacyl-[acyl-carrier-protein] synthase activity
Source: RefSeq, a predicted model, not a curated record